GUGGUGGUGGUGGCACUGCAGGCGAGCUGAGCUUGGCGGCCCGGUUAUGGGUUUAAGGAAAAGAAGGGAUACUUUGGAAUCCAGUCACCGUUUGUUGAUUGUGUGGGAGAUGGGAGGAUUUCGUGGCGUUUCCUUGGGCAAGUGAAAUUGCUAAUAUCAGGCGCAGUCAGCAAAGAGGUUUACUGAGGUUGCAGAUGGGGUGAGGUCUGCAGGAGUGAUGCUUGGGCGCCAUCAGAAACUAUUUGGGCUGAUGAACCGAUGUGCUUUCCAGUACAUGAAGGGAACUUACAGGAAAGAUGGGGCAAGGCUGUUUACAAGAGAAUGUAGUGAGAGGACAAGGGGGAACAGGUUCAAAUUGAAAGGGAGUGCAUUUAGCUUAGAUGUUAGGAAAAAAUCUUCACUCUGGUUGGUGGGAUAUUGGAACAGGUUGCCCAGAGAGCUGUGGAUGCCCCAUCGCUGGAGGUGUUCAAGGCCAGUUUGGAUGGGGCUCUGAGCAGCCUGGUCCAGUGGAAGGUGUCCCUGCCCAUGACAAGCGUUGGAACAAAAUUAUGUGUGUGGUCCCUUCCAAGCCAAAUCAUUCUAUGAUUCCAUGUUGGAGGAUGUGAAAGCAAACACGGGGUAAAGGAAACGUUUAGAAGUAAUCGUGCUGGUCAGUGUUGAUAGAAGAGAUAAUACCAUUCAGAUAUAGGAAAUAAACGUGACAGAAUUAUGUAGGAUGUGAAUGAUGUGAUGGACUGUAAAAUAGCAGGAAGAGACUGUGGAUAAAGAAAAACAGUCAAGCGUAUCAUUGCUUUGAGACAAGAAAAUUAUAAGAGCUUUUGAUGGUGUCUGCUAUCAACCACAGGAGUUGGAUUUGUGUAAGAAUAUUGCUUACUGGGAGAUACUGUCAGGAAUUUUGUCACAGAUGGAUUUAUUUCUUAGACUGUAGAAUCACAGAGUGGUGUGUAUUGGAAGGGACCUUAAAGAUCAUCUGGUUCCAGCCUCCCUGCCAUGGGCAGGAAUACCAUUCACUAGACCAGGUUGCCCCUGGCCCCAUCCAGUGGCCUCGGACACUGCCAGGGAUGAGGCAUCCACACCUUUUCUUAGCAAACUGUUAGUGCCCUCACCACCAUCUGAAUAAAGAAUUUCUUCCUGGGAUCUGAUCUGAUUCUGUCCUCUUGCAGUUUAAAUCCAUUCUCCCUUGUUCAAUCACUAUCUGCCUGUUUAAAAAGUUACCCUCCAUCCUUUUUAUAAGCCUCCUUUAAGUACUGAAAGGCCACAGCGAGGUCUCCCUGGAGCCUCUUCUUCUCCAGGCUGAGGAGCCAAGCGAUGCAGAUGAUGGCAUCAUUUAGACACAUAGUGAUCCAGAUGAUCUUACACACGGCUGCUGUAAGCUUGCCCAGUAAGCACUGAAUUGCCUUAGACUUGCUCUCAGGUAAGCAGUGUGAAAAUUCUGGAAAAGGGUGGUUCGUUAAUCAGCUUGUGAUCUUGGAUCACAUUUUAAAUUAGAUUAAAUAAAUAGAAAUAAAAUAGGUGACUAAACAGGUUUGAAAUUCUUCAUUUUUGAAACUUGGAAAAAUCAAGAGGGUUAAUUAGUGAUGUUGUUUGUACAGGAGUCCUGAGGGCCCUAGAAAGAAAAGAGGGUAUAAAGCUGUUUUAUGCUGAAGGUAGAAUCCAUCUGGAAUUUAUGUCCAAAAAAUUUUUAAGAAGGUUGUUGAAAACAGCUUCUAACCAUCAAAAAGGAUUUUAGGAAUAAAGACUAGAAAAAGGGUAGUUAAGCAAAGUGAAGAGGUAAAGUACCAGUUCAACAGUAAGAAUUGCAAAAGAAUAGCAAAAGUAAUUCUGAGUUAGUUACAGACAAUUGUUUUUGUAAGUUUCUUUAAUCAUGUAAGUGAAAACAGUAAUAGAAGUAAGACCACUGAGUGAUCAAUUUGAGGUAAAAUGGCCUUGGCAUCAUGAUGCGUAUCAUCUGUUGCAGUGUGGAGGAGGCUACUGCAGUGGAUAUACUUAAUGUUAGAUGCUCCAACUUUUGCCUUGAAAGAAUAACAUUUUGUCUCUUAAUUAUUUUUUAAGGGUUGAGAAACCUCUGUUUGUUGUGUCUGAUGCUGUUAUGCUCUUGCCACGUAAUGUCCAGUAGUUCCAGUAUCAGAAGACUGGAACAGUACAUUUGGGUAUUUAACAGUAUCAUUUAUUGGUAGAGGAAGUGGAGUAACUUUCCUUCCUCAUGCACAUUCUAUUUUCUGUUUUUUCUCUCUCCUAUAACAUGCAGUAUCUUCUUAGGCAGACAGCAUUAAGAGAAUUAAUAAAAUGAAUAAAAUUCUUAGCUCCAGUUGAUGGAUUUACCUAGGUAAAUUCUGGCUUUGUCAGGUGUAGGUACGUGUAGGUACAAUGCCACCUGACAUCUGAAGCUGGUACAUGGUUUAUCCUGAACAACUGACCUGUUGGUCCUUCUUAAGUUCUUAAAGCUUUAAUAUUUUCUGUACUGCAGUUCCUUAACCUUAUUUUUUAGAAAAAAAAAAAAAAAGGCUAUUUAUUUUGCAUAUUUACUGCAUUAUUCUGGGUGGUUUUUGUCUGUUGCAUGGUCAAUAUUUUUAAGAAAGUUUUUUUUUUCUUAAACUGAAUCUUUGGAUUAAUUUUGUUUCCCUAAAGCUGGUUCCUUGACCUCUCAUAUUGGAAGCUCAAAAUCAAGAUAAGUUAUCAAUUCUACCAAAUCAGUUGCAUAGUAAAUGAAGUUUUAUGUAGAAUAUAAAGUAGGCAAGAGCCAACAGUUGCAUCAGUUGUAUUUUAUUAUGUUUGUGUUUCUGUAUGGAAUACAGGAACUGAAGUGUAUUUUGAGUUUGGGUAACAAUUCAGCAAAAAGAAGGAACUUUUCAAGUUAAUUUUCUGAUAAUCUUGGGUUAGCCAUAUCAAAAUUGUGAACAGAUGUUUUUCUUUAGCACCUCAGGUUAGAUUUAGGUUACAUUAGGUUAGAUUUUGAUACAGGAAUGGCAUCUUGUUCCCAAGAGACUGGAAUUCCCAAAAGGUUUGCUUAUUUUAACACAUCUCAGGGUCUAGAGAUAAUGCUCAUUAUGUUUUUUUCCUUUUCCUCAAGUCACUUUUUAUGUGAAAGUGACUCCAGCAUCUUCCUAUAAUACUUUUUAGCACUUAAAAUAGUUCCAUGAUCAGAAACACUUGUCUUCAAAAGAUACUUUUGCAUGUGUAGAAGGAAGUGUAAAUACUUUUAAGUGAAAAUGUGUUUUGAUUGACAUUUUCUUAUCAGGCUUUUUAGCUGCUGACUUUGACAUUUCAGUAAGUCCACUGGAGCUUAAUUUUUAGUAAAUACUACUGUUUUCUUGUCUUUGUAUUUCUGUCUUUUAUUUGUUUGUUAUAUAGCUUCUCUUUCUUAGUAGUUGCCAGCUUCUUUCUUCAAAUAUUCUUCUUUUAAAGUCAAGUAGGUAGCUAGCCAAAGGCAUGGGAUUAUUUUUUCCAGAUUGACUCUAGGGUUUGUAGAAUGAGAAAAGAAUUUGGGAUUAUUUUUUAAUUUCUGAUUUCUGCUUUAAAUAUUUUCUUUCUGGUGGGUGAUGAUGAUUUUUUCCAGUUGCUUCCUCUCUUGUUGCUGGCUGGUCGAGAGUCCACCAUUCUACAUCAACGAUCGUGAUAGACAUUUCUAAAGGGGAAAAAGUAACUGGAAUAGGAAUGAGGAAAAUAAAUAGACGUAAUAGGAGCACUUGUCUUACCAUCACUUAGUAUAUGGAUUUUGCAUGUGAACCUCUGGAAACUUCAGUGGGGUCGUGCUGGAUGUCCAUUCCUGGAGCCAACAGGUGGAGCUGGAUGUCAUGCCAAUAGACAGGUGGUGUCUGACAAGAUGCUUGGCUGAAGUUUUGCUUCUGGAGAUGGAGUCAAUAAAGAGUUUCUUGGAUAUAGCCUCUAAACUGUGUGUUGAUUUGCUUGUCUAUUGAGUAGGCAUACAGUGGAACUUGCAUCAGGAGCAAAGAAUUCACAGUCUGGUGUCAUGGAGCAAGAAAGGAAGGAGAGAAGAUUAUAUUUUAGUUGGAGUUUGAAAUUUUCCAAACAACCACUCACUGUUUGUCAUGGUCUGCAAAUUCUUGAUAAUGGAAAAUCCCACAUCAGUGGAAGAAUGAAUGAUAAACUGAGUUCUGUCAAUUUAUUGUCAGCACUGGCAUUUCACUGUACAUGAAGAAAGAAGGGGGACACAAGCACAAAUCCAUAUGGAGGAUGAACCUCCUCCUCAAGGAGUCAGUGCCAAGGCCCUGGAGGCAACACUCUUGUCAGCCCUGAAGAUGCUGGAUGUUGGGAAAUGGCCGAUUUUUUCUCUCUGUUCCCCAGAAGAGAUCAAGUUAAUUCGUCAAGCCUGUGUAUUUGGCAGUGCUGGUAAUGAAGUGUUGUAUGCAACUGAAAAUGAUGAGGUUUUUGUGCUUGGCAUGAACUGCAGUGGCUGUUUGGGAACAGGAGACAUGCAGAGCACUAUAGAACCAAGGAGGUUAGAUUCCCUCUGUGGCAAAAAGAUAGCCUGCCUGAGUUAUGGAAGUGGCCCUCAUGUUGUUCUUGCUACAGAAGAAGGAGAAGUGUAUACAUGGGGUCAUAACGCUUACAGUCAGCUGGGCAAUGGUACAACAAAUCAUGGCUUUGUUCCCUGUCAAGUCUCCACUAACUUGGUGAACAAGAAGGUCAUUGAGGUUGCCUGUGGCUCUCACCACUCCAUGGUGUUAACCUCUGAUGGAGAGGUAUACACAUGGGGUUAUAAUAACUCGGGCCAGGUUGGAUCUGGUUCAACAGCAAAUCAACCAAUUCCUCGAAGAGUUACCAGCUGCCUACAAAAUAAAAUAGUUGUUAAUAUAGCUUGUGGACAGAUGUGCUCUAUGGCUGUGGUGGAAAAUGGAGAGGUCUAUGUCUGGGGGUACAAUGGGAAUGGCCAGCUGGGGCUGGGCAGCAGCGGCAACCAGCCCACGCCGUGCCGGAUCGCAGCCCUGCAGGGCAUUCGUGUGCAGCGGGUUGCCUGUGGCUAUGCACAUACAUUAGUGCUAACAGAUGAAGGUCAGAUAUAUGCCUGGGGAGCCAAUUCAUACGGCCAGUUAGGUACUGGGAAUAAAAGUAACCAGUCUUACCCUACAACAGUUAUUGUGGAUAAGGACAGAGUUAUCGAGAUCGCCGCCUGCCACUCGGCGCACACGUCGGCGGCCAAGACGCAGAGUGGCCAGGUGUACAUGUGGGGCCAGUGCCGGGGGCAGUCCGUGACCUUCCCCCACCUCACCCACUUUGCCUGCACUGACGAUGUGUUCGCCUGCUUCGCCACCCCGGCUGUCAUGUGGCGCCUGCUCUCCGUAGAGCCUGAUGACCAUCUAACUGUAGCCCAGUCACUAAAGAAGGAAUUUGACAACCCUGAAACUGCAGACCUGAAGUUCCUAGUGGAUGGAAAAUACAUUCACGUUCAUAAAGUUCUUCUUAAAAUUAGGUGUGAACAUUUUCGCUCCAUACUCAAUAAUGAGGAUGAAAUUAUAGAAAUGAGUGAAUUUUCUUAUCCUGUUUACCGAGCCUUCCUGGAAUAUCUGUAUACAGACAACAUUAGGCUCCCUCCUGAAGAUGCAAUAGGGCUGCUAGAUUUGGCAACAUUGUAUAGAGAAAACAGACUGAAAAAGCUUUGCCAGCAAACAAUCAAGCAAGGCAUUUGUGAAGAGAAUGCCAUUGCUCUCCUCUCUGCCGCUGUCAAGUAUGAAGCUCAGGACUUGGAAGAAUUUUGCUUCAGAUUUUGCAUAAACCAUUUGACUGUUGUUACACAAACUCAAGGCUUUGCAGACAUGGACCAUGAUCUCCUGAAAAACUUCAUUAGCAAAGCCAGCAGAGUGGGAGCAUUCCGAAACUGAGGUCUGACUACUACCAAGCUGAAGAGCACAUCCUCUUCCCUUCUGGAAAUACUUCUCCUUUGGAGAAUUCCUCCGUGGUCAGAAUGUGCAAUGGUUUGGAAGGAUAGUCUCGGUGUCCAUCAGCUAGGGAGUGAGUAGAAGUCUACUAACAUGUAGGCUUUGUUGUAAGGAUGGCUACAGUGUAGGUGUGUGGUGACUGUUCAUUGCCAACAGCCAGAAUUUAACACAAAAAUCUAAUGCAGUUACUACCCUUUCCCACCCAAAGUCAAGCAAACUAAGCUAGUCAUUAUCUAGUCUGUCUCAUUUUUAAUUUUUUUUAAAACAGUCUGUCUUUGGAUUUUAUGGGACAGUGACCUCUUUGCUGCUAAAAACUUUCACAGUGUAUUUUUGUCUCAAAACUCAGUUAGUAUGCCAUAAUGGGCUUCUUUUUAUAAUCUAGUGAAGAUUCAAACUUGUUUUUCUGGACAUAUGGUAAAGUACCAUAAGUUCUUUAGGAUGAGAAGCUUUCUGGUUUGUAGGAGGGUAUGUCUCACUUGUUGUUUAUUUGCAGUUAAUUUAUGAGGAGCUUCAGCGGGAUGUUACAGUUUUGAGUUCCCAGCACUCGUCUCAUUGCUUAGCCAGAAUGAAAAGGAUCUCCCUUUCCAUUACACUAGGCAUGUCCCUGGCACCCCAGUGGAAGCACUCACUAGGUUUGUCUGGAUGUGAAUUGUCAUGCUAUGAGUUUUACUGCUAAGAAAACCACCUAGUUACAAACCCAAACAAGCCUUUAAGAAAAGGAAGUUCUGCUUGAGGCUUAUUUAUUCCUGUUUUACUGUCUCUCCUCAGACCCAUCAACUUCAGAAAAAUGGAGAAAGAGGUGAUUUUGAAGUGGUAACUUCAAAUCAAUUAAAUUUUAAGAGUGAACUGACACUAAAUUCCAAAUGGUGAUAAAGGUAUCUUGUCCAAAUAGGGCAUUUCAGAUUCUCCUGUGGUCAGAGCUCUCAGGUGACCACUCCACUUCCCUUUCAAGGCUGUUCAGGAGAGAGGAGAUGCCCUCUGGACAUGCCUCUCUGCCAGCACUGAUCAUCGGUGGCUAAGGUAGAGUAGAUGCUUCAUUCCUAACUGGCUGAAGGGAAUUAAGUUGAAAAACCCACCCAGUGUUGCAGAGAGAGGUUUGCCCCAUUACAGAAGAUGUGGAGCUUAUGGAGCAUUUACUUGAAUUUUCUAACAGGUAACUAUGAAUUAACCCUGAGAAUUUCAGAUUUUGAUUGAGUGAAGUGACGUCAAGUGCCUUUUGCAGUAUUUUAUGAAUGGGUAAGACAAAAAGCUGGAGGACCAGGCUCAGUACACCUGCCUUCCUGCAGGUUCUUGCUGUGCCCGCAGCAUCCUUCGACGACGUUUUCUAAUCCUCAGAUGUGGUUUCUAAGAAUUAAAUUACCACAUCUUCAUGUCUAAGAUAGAAAUAGCUGUUCUUUACUGUAUUGGAGGCUCAUUUAUCAAACAAUCUUGUUCUUUGAGGAAGAGUAGGAAGAAAAAGAGGAAGUGGAAUAGUGUACCCCCUUCACCCCAGGCCCUGUGUGUGUGAGUGGAAAGGUGAAGCACACAGGUAGCAGAAUUUACUUAGGAAGGAAGAGGGUGAUGAGCAAGUGUUUUAGAAAAUGCUGUGGUAAAUAUUUACUUGCAUUUGAGACUUUUGCCUCAGACCCUCACUACAAAUAGACUGGAUUAUCUACUGCUAACAAGCACAUUCUGCCACCCCCUCAGUGAUGAGUAGGAUUUCCUCCAGCAGUGUUGAGUUUGUUCUUAGCAGCUGUGUCAGUAUUUUGUAUUCAAACAGAAGUGGUCUAAACCUUUCCAAUUCACAAUGCAAAUUCAUCAAAAACACAGCUUUGCUGGGGGAGGAGAUCAGUUUUGUUAAGUUUGUGUUGACACCAGCACACAGACAGAGGUUACUGCAGACAGUGAAAUGGUGUCACCACACCAUUUACUGGGCAUUUACCAUUUACUGGGCACAAUUUUACUGCCAACCCUGUGUGCUCUAGCCCAGAACUGAUCAUACCAGUAUGGGCACAAGGGAUUCCAUGUAAGCUAAGGCUGCAUAUCCCUGGCUAAGCUUGAGAUGCCAGAUUCACGUGCCAGCACUGCCUUCAGGGUCACAGUGCACAGAACGAGGGCAUACACCCAUGUCCCAGCCUUGGGGCAGCAGCUGGCACCUGCCCCUGUCCCACCCGCCCCGAUGGCAUCACACUGGCACACAUCCACUCUCACUGGAAAAGGAACCAGCUGGGCACCUCCAGCCCUGGUGCUGGCUUGGCAGUGGUCACUCCAGCUUUCCUAAGGUGUGGAUUAUGAAAGGUCUCUCCACACCUUUCUGUUGUUUUACGCAGGAGAAUCAAACAAAAAACUAUAAACAUAAAAUGAUGGGGUUUUUUUUGACUCAACAUCUGAUCAGAAACCUUCUCUUGCUCUCUGGGGCCACUACUGCAUGGAAUGAUAGCACUGGAGAGGGACAGCACUCUCCUCCAUUAGCUCAAGUUCAUAACAAAGUAGUUGAACAGAGAUUGCAGCUGAAGUGGCAUGCUGCUUGGAACAAGACAUUUUUUAAUAGAAGAAAGUGUCAUUUUUUUUUCCAGUUUACUUUUUUCCUGCUCAUUAUUUCCAGCCAACCAUUAAACACAUUAAAGCCUACUUGCAAUUUCAGAAUAAUUGACAAAGCCUGUAAUUUUGAGAAAAAGCAUCUCUGCACUAAAUGAGAGUGAUUCUAAAGGUCCAAUGUGUCAGUGUUGGCUUUUAUUCUGUGUCAUCUGACCUGGAUGUGGUAGUGUUACAUUCAUAGAACCAUUUAUUUAUUUAAUUUUUUAAAUUUUCAUUGCAUGUGUUCAAAGAAAAACCACCCUUACUGGCUUAGGUGUUUAAAUGUGGGUGCAUGGAUGUAAAUAUGUGCUUGAAACCCAACAAUGGGACAUUUCAGAAGAAAUUAGGGAUAGAUUUUACUGUGGUGAGAUAGACUGCAACAACCUUGUGUUUGCGUAUGUUGUAGGUUAAAUACUUUAUAAAGUAUUGUUCUGUUUUAGGAUACCACAGAAAAAAGGUAUUUAUUAAAAAGUGAAAGUUUGGUCAAACAGAAAUUCUGUCUGGGGUUUAAAUAGAAAGCAAUGUUCCACGUUCCAGAAAAGGAGUCUGAAAAUAAAAAAGAAAUUACAUGGGUAGGAUCAUUUGAAGGGUCUCCUAAGUUACUGAAGCUAAAAGCCAGCACUGCCUUGUCAUCUAGUAUCCACCUGUAGAGUUCUGUUACAAUGCUUGGUAACUAUGUAAGCUGCUGUUUUUAUAUGAUCUGAACACUUUCCAUGGGCUUUCCUUGUAAAAAAAACAAAACAUUUGUUUGCCCCAGAGAGGCAGGAUUCAUUGGCCACCACCCAAUGAUGUAGAAAGUUUACAGAAAGUUUACAGCCUGAUUUUACAUAAAUGAUUUUUUUGUUCUAUAUAAGCUUACCUGGUUUAAUAGACCAUUAAUAAAAAUGCCAUAUUUAAAACA
This is a messenger RNA of Motacilla alba alba, 9354 nucleotides long. Its product is annotated as RCC1 and BTB domain-containing protein 2. Bases 4188 to 5840 code for a protein of 550 amino acids. The transcript has 13 exons. Gene Ontology annotation, molecular function: protein binding. The record is from RefSeq and is a predicted model, not a curated record. NCBI's taxonomy places the organism in Eukaryota, Metazoa, Chordata, Aves, Passeriformes, Motacillidae.